UAACAUGAUAAUGGUGUUUGACUUUGAAACUCUUGUCUUCAAAUUAAAUGUGGGUUGUGUUUGUCACUUUUGCAGUUCUAAGGGGAAAGGUAGUUGGAGUGCAGGAGGUUGAUGCUGGCAAUGACAUCUAUGGAAACCCCAUCAAGCGUAUCAAGUAUGACAUCAAACAAAUCAAGAUGUUCAAAGGUCCCAGCUAUGAUAUUGAUGCCAUCUACACCGAACCCUCUCCUUCACUGUGUGGAGUGACCCUUGAGAAUAAUGGCAAGGAGUAUCUCAUCACAGGCAAACUAAAAGAUGAUGGGACGAUACAUAUCCAUCUCUGUGACUUCAUUCAGCCCUGGGAGGAUCUGAAUGAAACCCAGAAGACUCAGCGCUAUGAAAUGGGCUGUGGAUGCAAGAUCACCCGCUGCACCUCCAUCCCCUGCAUGGUCAGCAGCCCGGCCGAGUGCCUGUGGAUGAUUGAGAAUGAGGUCUACGGAGGGCUGGUCAAACACUUAGCUUGUAUCAAGAGGAGUGAUGACUAUUGUGCCUGGUACAGAGGGUCAAGGAAUGAAUUCCCCCACUGACAGAUAGUGUCAGGAUUUCUCAGAUGAACUACAAUUCCAAUACCAAAAUACAAAUACAUACCCAAGUAAAAUUCCCAUUUCGUUUUCUCUUCUUAAAAAGCCAUUGGGUGUGUUAGUAAAGGUGUGCGACGCCCCCGAUGACGU
Molecule: messenger RNA, 710 nt
Organism: Notothenia coriiceps (black rockcod)
Lineage: Eukaryota; Metazoa; Chordata; Actinopteri; Perciformes; Nototheniidae
Product: metalloproteinase inhibitor 2-like
Exons: 4
Coding region: 48-566 (172 amino acids)
Biological process (GO): response to cytokine; negative regulation of endopeptidase activity; negative regulation of membrane protein ectodomain proteolysis
Cellular component (GO): extracellular matrix
Molecular function (GO): protease binding; metalloendopeptidase inhibitor activity
Source: RefSeq, a predicted model, not a curated record